UAAAAAGACUGUUGCAUCUGGAGGACAGUCACUGAGACGCUGAAUGACAGCGAUGGCUCGUCUCACAACUCUUCUCGUUGCCAUGUGGCUUGGUGUGACAGUGAGCACAGUGGUUGAUCUGGAGAAGAGAAUCAUCAGAGGUCAUGAGUGUGAAGCAGAUGAGCGUCUGUACCAUGUCCAGCUGAAAUCCACUAAUGGAACACACGUGUCCAAGUGUGGCGGCUCUCUGAUCAGUAACCGGUGGAUUCUGACUGCAGCUCACUGCUAUAAGCCAGGACGGAAUGUCACUGCACAUAUAGGCGUGCAUGCUGGUACUCUUCAAAUAGUACGAAUCACAGAUCGACCUGUGAUCUACAUCAACAACAACCAGCAACACGACCUCAUGUUACUGAAGCUGCCUGAAGCAGUAGGUAUCACACCUGUACCACUUCCCGACUGUAAACAUCCUCCCAACAUAAGUGCUGUGGUUCAGAUUGCAGGUCACGCUUCCACGAAGGUUGGCCCAAAUAAUGCAAAACAACGUGGUUCUUCAGACACUCUGCAAUGUGCUGAUAUGGACGUCAUCGACUGUGAGACGUACAUAAGUGAUCUGCGUGAGAAAUUUAAAAAAUUUUACGAAGAGAAGAAACAUGAGCACUGGAUCUGUACCAGAAGACCUUUGGUGGAUGCAUGUUGCGGUGACUCUGGUGGAGGAGUGGUGUACAAGGACAAGAUUUAUGGUGUCAUUUCACAUGGUGAUACACAUGUCGCUGUUGACCCACUUGCAUCUAGCGACCUCUGUUAUGAGCCAUACUUGAACUGGAUCAGAGCUACUAUCGCCCGACCAUGA
Hippoglossus stenolepis (Pacific halibut) is the source of this 829-nucleotide messenger RNA. RefSeq names its product serine protease 1-like. The transcript is spliced from 6 exons. Gene Ontology annotation, molecular function: serine-type endopeptidase activity. The record is from RefSeq and is a predicted model, not a curated record. Bases 44 to 829 code for a protein of 261 amino acids. NCBI's taxonomy places the organism in Eukaryota, Metazoa, Chordata, Actinopteri, Pleuronectiformes, Pleuronectidae. Gene Ontology annotation, biological process: proteolysis.